AUGGCAAAUCUUCGCUACACGCAACAAUUGGUCGGCGAGAGCUCGCACGGGCGAUACUACAUCUACGGUCUCGUUGCGCUGCUUGUCUUCGUUGUCAUCAAGUAUGUCUGGCAGAUCUUGGCUUCGCCCCUUCGAACUGUGCCUGGCCCCUUCCUCGCUCGCUUCACACGACUUUGGGAGAUCAAGGCUGUGUGCAAAUACGAUAAUCCAACAUACAACAUUGCACUGCAUGAGAAAUAUGGUCCUAUCGUACGUCUUGCACCAAAUCGGUACAGCAUAAAUGAUGGCGAAGCCGCGAAGGUGAUCCUCGGACACCACAACGCCAUGGACAAGUCACAAUUCUACCAUCCGUUCGGCCAACCGGAGGAGUACAACCUCUUCUCCGAGCCGAGCAUAUCCGUUCAUGCCAAUGUCAGACGUCCAAUUGCGCAGCUAUAUUCGCAAACGACCCUCCUCUCUUACGAGCCUUUUGUUGAAACUUGUAACACAAUCUUGCUGAAGAGACUAGAGGAGUAUGCUCGAAAUGGCAAGGCUCUUAAUGUCAGGAAUCUCAUGCAAUACUACGCUUUCGACGUCAUCGGCGAAAUCACAGUUGGGUCGCGAUUUGGGUUGAUGGAAGAUGGUGGCGACAAGUCUGGAAUUGUCGAGGCUAUCGACGAGAGUAUGACUUACGCAGCGAUCAUAGGCCUGAUUCCUGAAUGGCACUGGUGGAUCGGUAUGACGAUGGAUAAGCUCCGACUCGAACCCGGCUUCAGGAAGAUUCUCAACUUUGUGAAUCUUCACGUUGAUAGUCGCGUCUCAGGACGCACCAAGUCGCCCGAAGACCGCAGUGACUUCCUUGAUAAGAUGUUGCCCAUGGAACGGGAAGGCAAGGCGACACGCUUCCAUACUCGCCAGGUCGCCUCUCAGAACAUUGCAGCGGGAUCAGACACAACCGCCAUCUCACUCUCUGCUAUUAUCGCAUACCUGGCGAUGCACCCUAACACGCUCGCCGUUCUUCGCCACGAACUCGACGAAGCCACAGCAGCCGGUACCCUCUCGGACCCAGCGACCUUCCAAGAAGCUCAAAAACUUCCCUAUCUCCAAGCCGUAAUUAUGGAAGCCUUGCGUGUCCAUCCCGCCGUUGGUGCGCCAAUGACUCGCGUCGUCGGUCCCCAGGGCCUCGUAGUCGCAGGCCAAUUCUUCCCACCUGGCACCGAAGUCGGCGUCAACGCAUGGGUAAUCCACAACAACAGGACCAUCUUUGGGCCUGACGCGCACAUCUUCCGUCCUGAGCGCUGGAUCACGAAAAACAAAGAGGAGCGCGCGGUGCUAGACCGCAACUUCUUAGCUUUUGGCGCUGGGCCACGGACGUGUAUCGGCAAGAAUAUCAGUCUGUUGGAAAUGAGCAAGGUAAUUCCGCAGAUUGUUAGAAAGUACGAUUUUGAGAUCCUGUCGGAUGCGAACGGUGAGAAAUAUACGUGGAGGACAAGGUGGUUUGCGAAGCCGAGCUUUAAUGCUAUUGUUAGGAGACGGGCGCAGAAGGCUUAGUGAGUAGGUUAGUAGCAGCAAGUAGUGUUUUGCUGCUAAAGGAAAACCAGAGGAGGCGAGGGAAUAAAGAGAAUAAGAUAGGGUUUGGAAUAUAGGUAUAACGUGAGCGGCAACCGAACCGGCCGGGCAACCGAGUCGGACACUUUGCCAAGACCACACCACUUUCUACCACC
Pyrenophora tritici-repentis Pt-1C-BFP is the source of this 1703-nucleotide messenger RNA. Its product is annotated as CypX, Cytochrome P450. NCBI's taxonomy places the organism in Eukaryota, Fungi, Ascomycota, Dothideomycetes, Pleosporales, Pleosporaceae. Gene Ontology annotation, molecular function: iron ion binding; heme binding; monooxygenase activity. The record is from RefSeq and is a predicted model, not a curated record.